Molecule: messenger RNA, 1936 nt
Organism: Salmo salar (Atlantic salmon)
Lineage: Eukaryota; Metazoa; Chordata; Actinopteri; Salmoniformes; Salmonidae
Product: glycine N-acyltransferase
Cellular component (GO): mitochondrion
Molecular function (GO): glycine N-acyltransferase activity
Source: RefSeq, a predicted model, not a curated record
ACCAUAUAGCACAAAGUUCAAUUUCAUAGAAGUUGUUUGCCAACAUUACAGCCGUCUGCUAUUUUAGGCACCAGUCUUUGCUAUGAGGAGAUGGUGAUGGCGAUGGCUUCUGAGAGAAAGGUACCCGUGAAUAAAGUGUCUGUUAGUCACAUGAUGGUGCUCCAGGAUCCAUCCCGCCUUCCACCUGUAGAAAGUGCAAUUGAAUCAAUGAUAUCCUCACUGGACGAAUCCCACACUGAUCUAGUCAACAAAACCUGGAAGUUCGGGAACACGGAGGACAGUUUCCAGAUGAUCCGGAACAUGAUCCGGCACUACCCGUCUUGCUGUGUGCUGGAUGCAGAGAGCCAGCAGCCCAUAGCCUGGAUUCUGACCUAUUCCUCCUGUGCCAUGGGUAUGUUGUACACCCUGCAGGAGCACAGAGGACAGGGCCUGGCCAAAGCCCUGGUCAGCAGCAUGUCCAGGAGACUCUAUUCUCAGGGCUUCCCAGUGUACUGCUUCGUUGAGGAGGAGAAUACACUGUCCUACAGCCUCUACACCAACCUGGGCUUUACUGAGGACCCUCAAUACAGGGCUGCAUGGUUUGACUUUAACAGUUUGUGACUAAGGUCUUGCAUAGAGCGCCAUGCUCUACCAACUGAGCCACACGGGACCCCAUUAUGUUUGUUUCUCCAGGCUUAUUUUCAGUGUGGUGUAAUUAGAAUGACACAUAAGAUAUGCUAAUUGUAUUCUGAGCAAUAACACUUCAUUCGUGUUGUUUAGAUUUCUGAUUCCAAAUGUUAAUUUAAAACCUCAAAUGAGGGAAUGUUUACAAAAACAAAACAAAAAAUAGAAAAAUAAAUAUAAUUAAACUCAACAAAAAAUAGAAACGUCCCUUUUUCAGUAGAUGGGCCAGGGAACCAUCUUUAUAGGCCACUACUAUCUGUCUAUUCUCAACCUGCAGGGAGAGCAAGAACCCAUGGAGGAAAUGAAGCACAUUGUGUAUUAAGUGAGAAAGACAUUUGAGAGAGAGACUCAUUUCACUCCCUGCUCUUCCCCCUUGGCCCUAACUCGUCGAUGUUUGCAUUUCUGUAUGGUGGCAGCAAUACUGGAAGCUCCAUCACUACACUGCUUAUUCCUAUCCAGAACCUUCAAAACUGCUAACAUUGAAGGAUUAGUGCUAAGGAGGAGCUGUAGGAAGUGAAUUAGGAUGAGAGUAUGGUAGUUGUAGUUCACGUCGUUGUUUAAGGCCCCAAAGUAGUCUGCCACCUGUAGAGGAUUGUCGUACAUGUUGAUGAGGAAAGGUUUCAACCUCUUAUGUUUCCGUUAAAAGCACUUUCAAUUGAGAUUCUCCAUUGAGCAUACAUGUUUUUUUAGUCCAGGGCUAGGCUUUAUCUGUGUCUGGAGAGAAUGAAUAAAAGUCUGAGUUGGCCAAAUAAACGUACAGGUCAGGUAGAGCCUCUAGUCGUUUCUUUGAUAAGAUGUUGGUCGCGUUCCAGGCUGACAACAUUGCAGACGUUGCAUUACAUCAAAUUAUGUGGUUAGCUGAUAUGUUGAACAUCUAUCCAGUCGUUGAGAGAUCUGGUAGUCGUCUGCAAUGUAGUUAGCCUGGAACGUGGCCAUCCUCACCUGUAGAAAGCAACGCAGGCCACAAAUCAAAGAUAGCCUAGUUUGUCAUGCUGCACACGGCUCUCGAUGGCUCUCACUCCCCUAACGUCCUCCUGCAUAUGGUGUAUACUCUCCAUGUACCCCUCUACCUCUGCUGGAACCUCUGGUGCCUUCUCAGGAUCUGCUGUGUCUUCCCCUGGGGCCUCCUCUGUUGUCAAUGGGCAAACACUCCCUACAGUCACGUGGAAUAGCUUCCCUUCCCUGACUAGAUCUGACAUGUUUGUUUGUGUGUAUGUCCUCAUAUAUGGCAAAUUCAUAUUUUUGAGAAUUAAAUAAACUUUUACAAUCAGAG